GGUCGGUACAGGGGCGUCGGGGGGGUCUCUGAGUCCUAAGGCAUCUGACUGGUUAGAUGAGAUAAGCUAAUGAGGCGCUUUCUUCCGCGAGGGGUUUUGAUUGGUGGGCCAGAGAGGUUGCCUGGUAAUUCAACGACCCUGAACCCCGGACUUUGAUAGGAUUGGAGGUUUGUGUUCCUGAAGCUUUGGGAGUUGUCACAGGCUAAAGAGAAGGAACCUCAGUUCCUAGGAAGGGUCACCCUCCUAGAGAUAGCUACUGCCCUAUCUCAGGAGACGCUGGUAUUUGUAGAGCAGGCUUUGCUUUCGCCAAACCGAAGGAGGUGACAGGAGGAGUCCCCGUACAGGACCUAAGGAUGCUGUGACCAGAAGAUGGGAUCACGGAAUAGCAGCAGCGCAGGAACUGGGUCCGGAGACCCCUCCGAGGGCUUACCCGGAAGAGGUGCUGGUCUGGGUCGGAGUGAGGAAGACGAAGAGGAGGAUGAAGAUGUGGAUCUGGCCCAGAUACUGGCCUAUCUCCUCCGCAGAGGCCAAGUGAGGUUGGUGCAGGGAGGAGGUGCAGCAAAUUUACAACUCAUCCAGGCCCUCUCAGACUCAGAGGAAGAGCAUGACAGUGCCUGGGAUGGUCGUCUUGGGGACCGAUACAACCCACCUGUGGAUGCAACCCCUGACACCCGGCAGCUGGAAUGCAAUGAGAUCAAGACACAAGUGGAACUGGCCACAGGGCGGCUGGGACUUAGGCGGGCAGGCCAGGAGCACAGCUUUCCUCAAAUGCUGCACCAGAGAGAACGGGGCCUCUGCCACCACGGAAGCUUCUCCCUCGGAGAACAGUCUCAAGUGAUGUCUCACUUCUUGCCCAAUGAUCUGGGCUUCACUGAUACCUACUCUCAGAAGGCUUUCUGUGGCAUCUACAGCAAAGAUGGUCAAAUCUUCAUGUCUGCCUGCCAAGACCAGACAAUCCGACUGUAUGACUGCCGCUUUGGCCGCUUCCAUAAAUUCAAGAGUAUCAAGGCCCGGGAUGUAGGCUGGAGUGUCCUGGAUGUGGCCUUCACCCCUGAUGGGAACCACUUCUUAUACUCCAGCUGGUCUGAUUACAUUCAUAUCUGCAACAUCUAUGGGGAAGGAGACACACAUACUGCCUUGGAUCUAAGGCCAGAUGAGCGUCGCUUUGCUGUCUUCUCCAUUGCUGUCUCCUCAGAUGGACGAGAAGUGCUAGGAGGGGCCAAUGAUGGCUGCCUGUAUGUCUUUGAUCGAGAACAAAACCGACGUACCCUUCAGAUUGAGUCCCAUGAGGAUGAUGUGAAUGCAGUGGCCUUUGCUGACAUAAGUUCCCAAAUCCUAUUCUCUGGGGGUGACGAUGCCAUCUGCAAAGUGUGGGAUCGACGCACCAUGCGGGAGGAUGACCCCAAACCUGUGGGUGCACUGGCUGGACACCAGGAUGGCAUCACCUUCAUUGACAGCAAGGGUGAUGCCCGGUAUCUCAUCUCCAAUUCCAAAGACCAGACCAUCAAGCUCUGGGAUAUUCGACGCUUUUCCAGCCGGGAAGGCAUGGAAGCCUCACGCCAGGCUGCCACACAGCAAAACUGGGACUACCGCUGGCAGCAGGUACCCAAAAAAGCCUGGCGGAAGCUGAAGCUGCCAGGGGACAGCUCCUUGAUGACCUACCGGGGCCAUGGGGUGCUGCACACCCUCAUCCGCUGCCGAUUCUCACCCACCCAUAGCACCGGCCAGCAGUUCAUCUACAGUGGCUGCUCCACUGGCAAGGUGGUUGUGUACGACCUUCUCAGUGGUCACAUUGUGAAGAAGCUCACCAACCACAAGGCCUGUGUGCGUGAUGUCAGUUGGCACCCCUUUGAAGAGAAGAUUGUUAGCAGUUCGUGGGAUGGGAACCUGCGUCUUUGGCAGUACCGCCAGGCUGAGUACUUCCAGGAUGACAUGCCGAAGUCUAAGGAACACCACAGCAUCCCUGCCCCUGUGCCCAACCCCUCAGUCUUUUCCUCGCCCCAAUAGACCUGCCCUCCAGCCCCAUACAUGGGUGAGCCUCUUGACAAGCCAUCCGCUGCCUCCCUUUCUCCGUCCUGGGGGGAUCUUUGGGGAAUACUGGCAUUGGAUGGGGAGAAGCCAAAGCCAGGCUUCAGGCCCCUGGCUGAGCCCUGGCAGAGCCUCCCCAGGGACAGAGUGGUCUCACGUGCUCAUACCCUGUUGACUUGGGUCUCUAUCUCUGGCCAGAGCCUGGCAGGAUUGUCUUUAUCUGGGGUGUGACUUUUGUCAGCAGGAGAGCUCCCCUGAGUGUUUUUAAUCAUAUUUGGAUGUUAAGUGUUAGCUCCUAGAGUAGCUGCCUGGGGCCAGGUCUGAACUGAGUUGUCAGACCCAUUGCCCAGGCCUUCACUUUGAGGAUUAGACAGAUUGGCCAUUCAGAGGGCCAGGCAUCAGUGUCCUGGCUUCUUGCAGAGGUCCUGAUGGCUGGAGUCCUAGCCCUCUAGGGGAGGAUGGGAUGGUUAAGGUGCAUCCUCAGCAGCUCCUGGGGAGGGAAUUAUGUCUUCUCUCUUCUAUGUCUGGGUCUUGGGGGUAGGACAGGCUGUGGUGUGAAAGGCUACAUGUGACCUCACACAGAGCAGGUGCUCCCCUCCCAGAGUUCCCUCAUGCUGGAGACCACCAGCCUCAAGGAGAGAUGUUGGAGCAGGACUCCGUCCUUCCACUGGCUUUCACUCCCUCAAUAAAUUCUCUGUGGGAACCUG
Molecule: messenger RNA, 2735 nt
Organism: Manis pentadactyla (Chinese pangolin)
Lineage: Eukaryota; Metazoa; Chordata; Mammalia; Pholidota; Manidae
Gene: DCAF11
Product: DDB1 and CUL4 associated factor 11
Exons: 15
Coding region: 370-2007 (545 amino acids)
Biological process (GO): proteasome-mediated ubiquitin-dependent protein catabolic process
Cellular component (GO): Cul4-RING E3 ubiquitin ligase complex
Molecular function (GO): protein binding
Source: RefSeq, a predicted model, not a curated record